Messenger RNA from Paramecium pentaurelia, 1951 nucleotides. NCBI's taxonomy places the organism in Eukaryota, Ciliophora, Oligohymenophorea, Peniculida, Parameciidae. The record is from the annotation of a GenBank genome assembly.
AUGUAAAUUAAAAAAAUUUAAGAAAUCAAUUGCUAAUGUUGUGUAUAUAGAAACAAUAUAAGAAUAUUAGUCAAAGGGGAAAAAGGUUUACUCAGAAAAGUUGUUAUUUCCUUAUAUGAAAGAUAUCCAGCUCACGCUGCACCAAUCAUCAAAUAACCUAUUAAACUCAAAUAACCUACUUUAGAAUAGAUGUUUUCCCGCCAAAAAUAGGCAAAAGAAGAAACUAAGGAGGUUAUUGAGAAAAAACCGCUUGAAAUGGAGGUUUAUAUAAAAGUAUAUUGCAAUGGAGAGGAAUUACUUUGCUUCAACUUAGAUGAAAGCAUAAAUUUAUCUAAAUCUGAAGUGAGAUAAUAAACACUCAAUUUAUAAUUUGCAGAUAAAAUUCUAUCUCUUUAUGAGUGUCCUAAUGAAAUACUAGAAUAAUUUAGAUCUGUAUUGAUUUGUAUCUAUAGAUUACAUUAUCCUUAGAAUUAUAAAAUGAUAAAAAAUAAUUACUGAAUCACAGAAAGAAAAUUUAAAAUAUCUAAACAUAAGAGAUAUAGCAAUAAGAACCUGAAAUUCCUCCAAGAGAUACAUAAGAAAAAAGAGAAUUAAAUGAAAUCUAAAAGCUUAAAUUAUAAAGGAGAUUACUAGCUUCUCAAUAAUAAUAAUAAUAGUAAUAAUAAUAAUAAAGUGAAUAAAUCUAAAAGUAAAUAAUAAAGACUAAAUCAUCAGAAUCUGUUAAUACAAUUAAAUAAUUAAAUAUUAAAUUCUAACUACCUUUAUUCAUUUGGACUUAGAUAUUAUAUUAUAUAGAUACUAGAUAAUUAUUAAGAUUAAGAUUGACAAACAAAUAGUUUGAAUAAUCAAUCAAUAAUAUAGUUAAUAAAUUAUCAUAUAAACAUGUAGGUGAGAUUCCAUUUGAAACUUUAUGUCGUUCACUUACCAAAUUUUCAAAGUUAAAACAUAUAAUUUUUGGAUCUCUAAAGUUUAUUAAACCUACUCAAUUAUAAGAUAUUAGAAUAAAUUCUAUCCCACAUCUAUUAAGUUUAGACUUUAAAGAUUAUCAUGCUUUGACUGAUAAAUUAUGUUCCAAAUUUAUUUUGCAAUGUGUCAAUUUAAAAACCUUAGUGUUACCUUACAACUCUAAAAUUACUAGUGAUACUAUUACUUUAAUUUCUUAAAAACUCACAAAUCUCGAAAAACUAAAACUAGUAGAAAAAGAUAAAGGUUAAUUAAAUGAAGAAAUUGCUUUUACAUCAUUUUUAUCAAUCUUUUAAUUAAAAUAACUUUAAUACAUUAGAAUUCCCUUUUUAUAAGUAGAAUUUUUUAUGAAAUAUUCUUAAUUAAAUGAAACUAAUCCAUUUAAUUCUAUAAAAUAGAAAAUUAAAUUUGGUACAAUAAUAUUUUCUAUUUUAAAUUCAAAUUAAAUAUCUUAAUUUCUAAUUUUUCUAUAAAUUAAUAAUGAGAUCAAUAAGUUAAGCAUUGGGGAAUUAUAAAUGAAAAAUUAAAGUGCUUUGAAAUAUACUGUUUUAUUUGAUGAAAGAAUAUUUUAAUAAAUAAAUGGUAAUUAAAUAUUUUAUUGAAAGGGAUAUUAAAAUUCAGUUUUGGUGGAUUAGUUGAUGAUGAAUUCUGCAGAUAACUUUGUACCCAUAAUCCAGAAAUUAAAUAACUUAAAAUAAGAUCAAAAAUGAUUACAGAUGAUGGUUUGAAAGUAAAUUAUUUAUAAAUUCUAUUCUAGAAUAUCUUUUUAAAAUGCAAAUCAAUCGAAAAAAUUGAUGUAGCUUUUUGUUCUAUGAUUUGUGGUUCAGGAUUUGAAUAUUUGACUGACAAAUCUCUAACUCUAGAGUAUCCUAAAAUUUAAAUAGCUGUAAAUCUAGAUGAUUAUAAUAUGUAAUGUUUAGAAGAAUUAUUACAAAGAAAAGCUUAUGAUUGCAAACCGACUCUCAGAAAAAAGUUAAAGAAGAUAUGA